CGGGAUCACAGAUGCUGAAAAAGUUUUUGCAACGUCCUGAUUGCUUUAUUUGUCCGAGUUUUCACAUCGGUAAAGGUGAUUCUUUUCUUGACCGAAGCUAAUUUAAGCAACGUGAUAAGAUGAAGUUCCCACAAGGUGGACCGUAGACGUCAGAUGCUAGAAGUGUGGUCGUCGUGACUGAAAGCGUCCGAGAUCAUCCUCCUCUUGCAGACAAGCAACCAAGGCUGUCGCAGGCUCGCAAACGGCUACUUCUUCACCACGUUUCCCGCACACCAUCGGCAAGUCAGUUUGGGGCACGGUUUUUCCGCUCGCGUUGCUGCAAUAAGAAACCAUAACCAAUUUAAUUCACCAGCAUUUUUACGUCGACCGCGGCUGCGGUCAUCUCACCACUUGAGGAGGUAUCACAGCAGAAAUUACAUUUUUUUUUUCAUGAGUUCCCUUCUUCUUGCGUGUAGUGAGCAUGACCAUGUUUCAAAUGUCUCUUGCACUGCUGUUUUUUCCCCCGCACCCGAGGGCCGAGACAAAGCAAAAAUAAAAAUUGUCUAAACAGGUAGUUUUUCUCCGUGGAUGUCUUGAUCUUAAACCAGCUUAACAUCGGUAUGCCGGGUCCAGGAGCUAAACGCUUCAUCUCUCCUCAGCCGGGAGGGCUGUGUUUCCGACUGUGUAAGUUCUUGCAACAGAUAUUUCUUCUACUCCAACUCCACCCGGGCUGCUGUUUCUGCCACCUCUCGCGGUUAUUCAAGUUUUCCGCAGUGUUGCAGCCGACCAUCCUUGGCGUCGUGCAUGAGCCGAAAGGAGCCGCCACCAGCGCUGCAAAAACCACCCAUGAUGCCGACGAGGCGAAGCACAGGGAGGGGGACACUGAAGGAGUAGAUGUGGGAGCUACUACAACGACUGCCGGGCAACUACAUCAAGAGGAAAUCCUGCAGCAAAAUAGUAGAGACGUUGCCGCCUCUCCCCCAUCAUCUAGCACAAGCACCUCCACUUCCUCGACGGCGCUGGUUUUGUACGAGCCUGCUCGUUCGUCUCAAACCCGACGAGGGCGACGCAUGGUGGGGCGCGUGGGCGGCGCCGCGAGGCCCGUCGAGCGGCCCCCCAUUGCGCACGCCCUUCAGGCAGUCGCUGACCUCGUUUACUCAGCUGCGGCCACGUUCCUGCAGUGGCCAGCCUCCUCGACGAAAUCGCAAGAGGGCGCGGGUGCUGGUGAUGCGGCAGCGGCCAGGGCGGAAAUGGUUCCUGUGGGAGAGGUUUCGUCUUUGCCCCCGCAGCCGGAGGACGGUAAAAAACUGCAGGCCGCGACGAGCCGAAGGGUUAGGGAUGACGCCAGCGAUCAGGAUUUCGCUGCUGCUGCUCCUUCUGCUGCUAGCAUACACACUGCCACUGUGCCUGGAACCGCGGCUACUACAGUAAUGACAUCACGACAGGACGAUCUACGUGCCCCUACAAGUGAUGAAGUUGGCCGAGGCUCUGGGUCGCCGCCUCUACAACCACUACCACCCCCACAGCAGCCGAAAGGCCCGGACAAAUUAGAAGAUCAAGAGGACAGCGCGGUAACCUCCGAGCCCCGGGAGACGAAAUUGAACGCAGCAGAAGCAUCAAGCCAAAGCUCCCGCGGGAAGAAUAAAGCUACCGCAAGUCGUGAUCGUAGUGAAGUUGAUUCUGCUCCAGCAAAUUUCCCAGAUGGUCGUCAUGGCGGUAGGGGAACUGACAGCGCCACGUCCCGCCCUUCCUCUUCGAGUCAGAAAGCGGCCUCCAUCAACAAGGCUUCGGUCGCUACAGCCGUGAAGGACGUCGAAGCUCACUCUCUCACUCGUCCAUCCUCUGUUUCUACAACUGGCGCAAGUAGUACCAACGAAGGACCCUCAGUACUACAUCAAGCUGCAACAUCAAUGCUAGAGACAGGCGAAAACGACGCCUCAUACAACCCAGAAUGGGAAAAGGAAUGGCUGUUUCAACUCAUCGAACAGCGAGCAAAAAUCGAAAGCAGACAAACUGAAAGUGCAGCAACAAGCCAGCAAAAAACAGAUGACGCGAAGCGGAAGCGUGAAGACGCUCAGAAAACUGUGGAUUUGGAAAAUGCUGCCAAGGCGUUUGACGAGGCGGAGAAAGCGUUCUUCAAGAUUCGAAAACAAGGUGAGGAUGCGUGGGACGAAAUGAAAAAGAAAAUCAGCGAGCGGAUCAAAGAUGAAGGAGAACAAAAAAAGGCCCUCGCCGACUUUCUGAAUAGGUGCUGCCGUCCGAAGCUAACCACCAGUGAAGGGUUGAGCGUGUCUUCCGCGCCUGGACCCGUCGACGUAACAGGUCGAGGAGAACAGGGUCAUGAACCCGGUACGGCGUCCUCCGCCUCCCCGUGUGCGAGUCAUUCAAUGGAGAUCUGCGUUUCUUUUGCGGCGGGCGAAGACGCGUUAAUAGGCAGAGUAAUCGAAAUAGAAAAGAUGAACUCCUCUGCGCCAAAAGAUGAGAAUCCGUAUGCGGAGAAAAUCAAAACGCAUGAAACUAAUGCGGAUCAACAGAACAAUGACAAGAAAAAGAACGAGGACUACGAUUCAUCACUGUUGCACGUCGCGGUGCGCGCUGCCGGUAUCGACGAAACCUACUACCGAAUAUUUGAGCACCAAUACGUGCGUUUCAUUUCAUUCGUCCGCAUGCGUCGGCGCCCGGCCGUGACUGUCGGAGAAGGCGGUCUCAACGCCCGUUGGGAAGAUGUUGAUGAAGAGAAGCAACUACAACCUGUAGCGCUAUAUGCCGUCUACCCCGGAACAAGUACUAAAGGUGGAGAACCAGCGUGCUGCGAAAUGGCGAUGCUCGGCCACCACUUGGAUUCGCCAGCCGAAGAUGAUGCUGCUUCGGAUGCCUCUUCGGAAUAUGAGUUGUAUUCUGAAUCUGAGCGCAGUAGUGCUGAACAAGAGCAGUCUUCUCCCUCGAACACGCUGGAGUUGGAGAAUAAACCCUUGCCGCUAAUUUCAGUACCCUACUCGUCCUUGUUCCUGCAGAAGGAUGCGGCGCAGGUUUUUUGGACCUGUAAGGAACUGUGCCCAAAAAAUCGGAAAAUGCUUCCCGUGUUUGAUCUCGAGGGGGACGUAUUGCUGAAGAAAAUCGUGCAAAACAGUUUUUCUUAUUACAGCAGUUUCUACAGUGUGGUCGAGAUGAUUGUACCCGACGGGAUGUGGAGAGACGUGGGCGAUGUUCUGAAAACGGUGAAAGACAGCCCUUUUCGACCUUCACCUUACUAUAGGUAUAUCUCCGCCCCAGAACACAAACCCUGGUGGUCCACGUCCGUGAAAAAACUGGCGCGCAACUGCCAGUCGUUUGCGUGUUAUGUUUCCAACUUUUUUCCAGUCGCUCGAGUAUGCGACAUCUUGGCACCCCGCGGCGCUUUUCCGUAUCGCGGCCCGUUCUCCCUCUUACCGGUGCCGACGCUUCAACCGGCCCGGCGUUUGCGCGCGCAAACGUUGGGCGGCCACCCGGUAGAUCUUGUCGACACGCGCCAAAACUACAUGAAAGCCUACCCGGAAGUUUUCUGGGCGGGGCCGCCAUGGGUCGCCCGGCGCUUUGAGACACAUGGGGCCAAAGGAUUUUUGAAUAGUGCCGCUGGAGUGAUUAUACAAAAAACACAACCCGUGUGCGGUGUGGCCAACUUGGAUCGAUUGGACAAAGACGAGCGUGAUGCUCUCGAGGAAGCGGUAAAACGAAAGUCGGGGGUGGAAGAAGAUCAAGGUGAUAGUAACUCGGAUAGCUCAGCCAGUCUAGCAUCAUUCACUAGUCGCAGCAGCAGCUCGUUCGGAACCGCCACAGCUACUCCUACUGCUGCGUCUGUCGUAUCAUCAGCAGCUUCGUCCACGGUGCAUCUUCAGCAGGCGGGCCUUGAAGUUGUGGCGACAGGGAGCGUUCCCGCAGCUUCACCUCCAGGAGCAGUCGAAGCGGCAACCUCUGGCACCACUACUGCAGCUGGUGAACAAGACAGCGGCGCCCAGGACCACAAGCGUCAACAACAUCUUCCUGCUGCCGCCUCUAAUGAAAAGAAGAAUCUGAACGACAAUGAGAACGACCCUGGCCGCGGUAGAGAAGAUGUAGAGUUUGACAAAGCCCAAGCCCUCGGUAGGACCACGAGCAUAUGAGUUGCAAAAGUAUCGCACUCGAACUUUUGCAAUACAAAUUCAAUACUAUAGCUUAGCUUUAGCAUGACUUGACGUAUGGAAUUUGUAAUGCGUAUUUACCACGAUUUAACGUAGCCUAACCUUAAGAAAGGGAUUGCACAAAUGCAAUUACUACGAACGGGCGCGAUCCUUUUGCACAGGAUGGAGCAGCUCAUCUUCCGCUAACUCUGACGUCGUGGUGGCUGCGCCGACGAAACUUCCGCCCCAGGAGGAUAACAAAAAGAAAGAGACGAACAACAUCAACGACAUGGUCGUCGAAACGCCAUUUCUCGCAGCAGGAGACGUCGACGCAGUACAGCAUCAGGAAGACGUACCUGCUCAGAAAGCCAUCAAACAAAAACGACUCCAAGGAGACGAAGGGUUCAGUGAGGGCGCGCCCGCCGCUGGUCCUGCUCUAGAAGUAGGACGACAAGACGGCAAGUUAAUGCCGAAAUCACACGAACAAGAUCAAGAUGAGGACGAUCCUUCCUCCACAUCAAGAACUACUUCUACUCCUGUGCACGACAUUAUUUCCGAGGGAAAAACCCUGAGUGUGCAAGAAGAAGGUGGCGACGUAGUACAACACGCUUCUGCGACUGCGAGCAGCACAGCAGAUGCAGAACCGGUUUCGCAGCUCGCUGUUGUGCCGCAAGAAGACGACGUGGCUAGCAUGCCCAGUUCAGCAACAGGACCAGGCACAACUGCUCGGGACACUGCUCCGGCGGCAGCGACUAGUACUAUUGCCGGUGAUGGUACAACGCGAACAACCGAAGGUGAUAGAAACGAUAUUGGCCGCACGGCCCCCACUGAGCCGCUCAUCCCAAGCAGCGCAGUGAUGAGCAGGACUACUUCCGACGGGGCAGCAGGACCUUCCACGCUCCAGAGCAGCAUCGCGGGCGUGGAGGCGGAGGAGGAGCGCCAAGCGUUUGCAAAUCUCAACGGGAUCCCGGCUGACGGGAAAACCGACGAAGCUACUAGUGGCGGGGGUAAUAACAAGAAGGGAGAAAAAAAUCAAAAGUCAGCCAGCGGGGACUUCGCAUCGCUGCGUCAGCAACAGGAUGAUCCAGAACUAGAACAUAAGAUAGGGCAUCUUCAUCAGCGUAGACAUGAAAGCGGGCAGACAGCUAUUGCGAGCACAGCUUAUUUGGUUGAGCCGGGCGAGAAGAAGAGUACAGCAACUACACCAGGUGGAACCACCACCACCGUCAAAGAAUCGCACAUAAAAAAUGCAGAAGGCGACGAGCAACAGCUACAGCAGGAGCUGCAAAACGAAAGUGAACGGCAAAGCGCAGGCCAACCCGCUAGCGUAAAAAUUUUUUCAGUAGAGAAAUCUAUAAAUUGAGUUUGAGUAUGAGUUAGCACUUUGACUUCAGAAAAGCGACUUAGAAAAAGACGCGGCCUUCCUGUGUGCUCUAAGAGCUGUUUCCUCUUCAACACAGAGUAGAGGAGAUUCAAGCGGAAUCUGAAAAGUUAGAUUUGCCAGCGGUGCCAAUUGCACGUGCAGCACAACCCCCAGGCAUUUUUAGUGGAUCGCUGCAAUAAACAAUCCUCAGGUUGCAGGACAACAACCACGAGGGGCACAGGAGGGCUCCCGACCGCUGCAGGUGCCCGAGGACAGUGGACCACUGGGGGAAAACCACCCAGCGCCGGAAAAAUGAGGCCGACUUUGCGCUCGGUUCGGGUUCGGUUUGUACUGUUUGGUGAGCAUGGAAAGGACAGCCCUACAUCGAGAUAGUCGCAAUGUCGCUGCUUCAGAACAAGUAGCAGAUGCAGACGAACUAGUACAGCGAGUACAUGGACAGUUUCGUAGUCGCUUCCUUAAGACAAAAAAGUGGGCUUUUCCUGCAUGAUAGUGGCGUGCUUGGUUUCGUCGCUGGGAACUGCAUCUGUUCUUGCUUCGCUGAUCUGUACGCGCUUCCAAAUCGCAGAAACCGCCAACAAU
Molecule: messenger RNA, 6078 nt
Organism: Amoebophrya sp. A120
Lineage: Eukaryota; Dinophyceae; Syndiniales; Amoebophryaceae
Source: the annotation of a GenBank genome assembly